AUGUCGAUCUUCGCUCCCCGCUCAUCCGUCUACGAGCCCAGCUACAGCGGGCUCUUCCGUCUCAUCGACGACUUCAACAACUAUGCCGUCGAGGCCAGCAACAACAACAACUCCUCUGACGCUGCAACAACAACCAAGCGCGGCCGCUCCGGCCUCAUCUCAGACAUUGUGAGCUGGACGCCCAAGUUUGACCUGCAGGAGACGCCCAACACGUACAUCCUGCAUGGCGAAUUCCCGGGCAUGGACAAGAAGGACAUCAACAUCGAGUUCACCGACGACCAGACGGUGACCAUCCGCGGCCGCAGCGAGCGCUCGCACACGCACGAGGAGCCCGCCGAAGAUGACGAUGGCGAUGCAGUCGUUGUGCCGUCCUCGGGCGACAAGAAGAGCGGCAAGGAAGCUGCCGACAAGAAGUCGGACGACAACAAGGACAAGCAGGUCGACAAGAGCAAGGAGGGUCAGCAGCACAAAGUCAAGUACUGGGUUUCGGAGCGCAGCUUUGGCGAGUUCUCGCGCUCCUUUAACUUCCCUACCCGCAUCGAUGCGGGUGGUGUCGUGGCCAAGUUGGACAAUGGCGUGCUGAACAUUGUCGUCCCGAAGAUGACCAAGCCGCAGGUGAUCCUCGCCCACCUGCCGAAUUCGUCAUUUUCAGCACAGUUUGCACCAUUCAGGGACCGCGCUCUGUGGUUACAUCGCUCGACCGAGUGCCUGUCAAGCCUGUUGAGUAUGCCCUCCAUCAAGAGGGUGGCCGUCAUCGGCGCCGGUCCAUCCGGCGCUAUAACCCUAGAUGCACUAGCCAAAGAGCAGGCUUUUGAUGUCAUUCGAGUGUUUGAGCGCAGAGAAGGCCCUGGAGGAUGCUGGAUCGGGGACUCGGCGGAACCUCCGCACCUGUCUGAUUUCAAGCGCCUCGCGGACCGGACGGCAGACUUUCCGGUUCCGAUCCCGGAGCAACUCCCAGCAUCCGGCGUCACGACCCCCACGCAGCCGCGCUUCGCCGACUCGUCCAUCUACCCGUACCUGGAGACCAACGUGCAGGACCUGUCCAUGCAGUUCUCGCAAGAGCCGAUCCCGGCCGACAGGAGCGAGCUUUCCGUCUCACUCUACGGCCCAUCCACGCCGUUUCGUCACUGGGAGGUGCUGAGGCGGUACGUCGGUGAUGUCAUCCAGGCCACCCCGGGCCACGGCGAUGUUGUUUCUUACGACACGACCGUCGAGCUGGUCGAGAAGGUCGGUGACGAGUGGCGGGUGGUCCUACGCAGGCCGGACGGGCGCGGAGGCGAUCGCUGGUGGAACGAGACGUUCGACGCCGUGGUCGUCGCGAACGGCCACUACAAUGUGCCGUACGUCCCUGACGUCGAGGGGUUGGAGGAGAUGCAGCGGGCCAUGCCGGGAAGUGUUUUGCACAGCAAAUACUUCCGGGGUAGGGAUCAGUUCAAAGACAAGCGAGUUGUGGUGGUGGGCGCAUCUGUGUCGGCCGCUGACAUUGCGUUUGACAUUGUCAAAGUUGCAAAAUCCCCCGUGCACGCAGUCGUUUUGGGUCACACCGCCAACGCAUAUUUUGGCGACGAGGCAUUCCGCCACCCAAAAGUACAGAUGCAGCCUUCGAUAGCCAGAAUCGAUGUACCACCCGGUGGUAAGGGUGCCACUGUGUACUUUGUCGACGGCACGUCAGCCAGCGGGGUCGAUUAUUUGAUUUUUGGCACCGGAUAUAGCUGGACGUUGCCGUUUCUCCCGCAAAUCCAACCCAGAAAGAACCGCGUACCGGGGUUGUAUCACCACGUUGUUUGGCAACAGGAUCCGACUCUGCUGUUCGUCGGGGCGGUGGGAGCGGGCUUGACAUUUAAAAUAUUCGAGUGGCAGGCCGUUCUGGCGGCUCGGAUCCUGGCCGGGAGAACCUCGAGGGCGCUGCCGUCGCUUGCCGAGAUGCAGAGGUGGGAAGCCGACCGCAUUGCUGAAACUGGCGAUGGACCCAAGUUCACCGUCAUCCACCCGCACUUUGAAGAGUAUUUUGAGACUCUGAGAGAAUUGGCCGGAGACGGUAAACCAGGGUUAGGUAGGAAACUGCCAAAGUUCGACCCGAAGUGGCUAGAUGCAUUCAUGGACGGACAUGAGUUGAGGAAAGGGAUGUGGAAGCGGAUCAAUGACCAGGCUAGAGAUGAAAGCAGACCGAUACCACAUCUGUAA
This is a messenger RNA of Pyricularia grisea, 2184 nucleotides long. RefSeq lists its product as uncharacterized. The record is from RefSeq and is a predicted model, not a curated record. Gene Ontology annotation, molecular function: flavin adenine dinucleotide binding; NADP binding; N,N-dimethylaniline monooxygenase activity. The transcript is spliced from 5 exons. Lineage: Eukaryota; Fungi; Ascomycota; Sordariomycetes; Magnaporthales; Pyriculariaceae. Bases 1 to 2184 code for a protein of 727 amino acids.